Messenger RNA from Drosophila rhopaloa, 1436 nucleotides. Its product is annotated as gametocyte-specific factor 1 homolog. Bases 72 to 599 code for a protein of 175 amino acids. NCBI's taxonomy places the organism in Eukaryota, Metazoa, Arthropoda, Insecta, Diptera, Drosophilidae. The transcript is spliced from 2 exons. The record is from RefSeq and is a predicted model, not a curated record.
GACACAGCGCCAGUCUGUUCGGAAAUCUGAAACUCCUCGAAGAUUUGGGAGAUCAGUAAACAAUUUUAAGCAUGGAUAACUGCAACGAAUCUGAUAUGGUUUUCUGCCCUUACAACAAGGAGCACAAAAUGCUGCGCAAAAAACUCCAACAGCACAUCCUUAAAUGCCGUGUGCUCUACAAAGACACCGUGGAGCUGAUGGUCUGUCCCUUUAACAAGGCCCAUUUAAUACCAGAGCCCGAGUUCUUUCAACACACCAAAUCGUGUGAGGAUCGAAAGAUUAUUGUCCAGUAUCAGACGAGUGCAGCAGCUGUUUUAAACGAGGACACUAAACACGCCAAGAUAGAGUCCGAAGAAAACUGGGACGACGACGAUGCAGUUCCUGAUUACAAUCCGCAGCUUUAUUGUUCCAGUGCCAAUAUAGUGAGGGAACCCAAUGGAUUGUUCCCCGCGCAGCGAAAGGCUUUUAUUGCGGAGGAGAACCGUCGCCAAUUUGGCGAGGAUUACGAGGAGGAGAAGAAGCCACCAAAGGCUAAGUCCCGCGUUGAGAAUCGUCCCGCUCCCUACGAUCCCAGGAAGCAACACGCAAGGCGCCAAUAGUCUGAAUCUACCAAGAUAUCCUCCAAACGUCAAUCUCAGAAACCAAGGCAUUUUAUAGAGGCUUCCACAAACCUCAUAAGUAUACAAAUAUGAAGAAUCAAAAUAAAUUAAGAAUUCAAUUAACAAUUUGACAUGUGAUAUUGAAAUAAAAAUUGUUCCGAUUUGAGUACAACAAAAAUUGAUGACUACAAACGCUAUUUAUGUAUUAUAUGUGUGUACAAACAAAUCUAAUGACAUUAAUUAAAAAGUUUUAGAUGGUCAUUAUGUCUACUUGUCACCUAUUUUAAAUAUUGAAUCAAAAAAAUAAAGCAACUCAUUUUGAACUUUAAGAUUUAAACAUAAAGUUCAUUAUGUUAUGAAGACUGACAAAACUUUUAACAUUACGGUAAUCAGGUUCUUAUCUAAAAUGUUAUUGCUAAAUAUGUCCAAACCUAUAUAGGUAUAUCUCAAAUCGAUCGGUAAAAACGAUAAAUGAAAACUAUUGGAAUCAAAAUCAAAAAUUAUAAUUGAUUUGUUUACUGUUGUAUGUAUCCGUUUUGAAUAAGGUAUAAUUCUCUUUUCCAGCUAUUAAUAUCGUCAUCUUAACAAAAAAAAAAACAAGCAAGUAAGCCGUUUCUCAUUACGAACUGAGAGUAUUAAUCCUACUUUCAAAAUAUUACGACAACCAUUGUUAGAAACGGGUCCUACCUCAAACUGAAUUAAACUUAUUUGGAAAGUGAUAGAAAGGAAACCUGUAAUAUUCUACGAAGAAUUCGUUUAUCUAUUUAUAAUUUUGGAUUCAACACUUUACCUAAUCUUAUAACGCUGAAUUUAAAACCUGACAAUCAAAGAUUUAUU